Messenger RNA from Penicillium olsonii, 2244 nucleotides. NCBI's taxonomy places the organism in Eukaryota, Fungi, Ascomycota, Eurotiomycetes, Eurotiales, Aspergillaceae. The record is from the annotation of a GenBank genome assembly.
AUGUCUUCACGACCAACAGGCAAGCGCCUCCCAAUCAGCUGCCAGGCCUGUCGAACACGCAAGAUCCGUUGCUCCCGGGAUGGCCGGCCAUGUCAGACCUGCGUUCGCCGCGGCCUCGGCGCCGAAGACUGCAUCUAUCUCGGCCAACCCCGACUCUCAGCAGAGCAGCCAUCACCAGGGGAGAGCGCUGUGCAAGCUGAGCUACUGGCCAGGAUCCGGAAUCUGGAAGCCUUGCUCCAGAGACAGAUGAGCUCACAGGCUGGCACGCCCACCGGUGGCGCUGUCUCGCCACUGGCAGGGACGAGUGCAGCUGGCAGUUUGCCCGAGUCUGACAUUGGUCCUGCAGCUGAGUGGGAUAGCUUCGGCUCUAUCAUGGAUAAUGUUGGCUCGUUGCAUACCUCGCCUUCCGGUCAUGUCCGCUACGUCCCACUUGCGUCUCAGUGGGAGUCUUUGGUGGCGAAGAGCCCCGCUGCGGAGUGCUUGAGGAAUAAUGAUUCAGAUGUGGCAGACGACGAUGAUGAUCUGCAGAUCCCAUUGGCCAAAAAUGGGACGAUCUCUCGGGAAGAGCUUUUGGCUGCUCUACCGCCUGCGAGUUGCUGCAAUGCCCUGAAGGAUGUAUACUUUCAGGUUUUCUCCACAGUUUUCCACAUUCUUCAUGACUUGACAUUUGAAGCUGAAUAUCAGCAGUUCUGUCACGACCCUGGCAGUGUGUCAUUAUCAUGGUUGGCAUUACUAUUUGCUAUCCUUGCUAUAGCUAUCAGCGCGCUCGAUGAUGAUCACCCUUUACUGGCUGACCUUGGACGGGAGCGCACGGUAAGCCGAAACAUCAAGAGUCUCUCAGCAAGAUAUCGCUCUGCUGCACUGCGGUGUCUUGCUGCCGACGGGGUCAUGUUCCGACAUUCGAUCAACUCACUCCAAGCCAUGGUUCUCAUUACUUACGCUCGAGCCCACCGUGGGCUGCCCAUUUGGACCUUACUUGGAUUCACCCACCACGUUGCGAUAUCGAUGGGCUGUCAUCUUGACCCAGAGCGAUUUGCAUUGGGGUCCAUUGAGCGCGAAGAGCGGCGCCGAGUCUGGGCCGGGCUCAUGAUGCUCUACACCAUCCAAAACACGGCGUUUGGAAGCCUCGAUCAGCGAGCUAUGUCACAAGAUGUGAAAAUGCCCGCAGACAUCGACGACGUCGAUCUUCUCACUAGCCCCAAUAUGGUCAGAUCUGCAUCCUCACCUGUACCAUCUCGUCCAACGCAAAUGACAUACCUCCUCCUCAAUUUCCGACUCAACGAAAUUUCCUCCAGGAUUUGCGAAGCGCUUUUCAGCCAUCCCAGAACAUCCCGCCGCAGUAUCUCCACGCUUGAAGCGGAAAUCAUUUCCGUUCGUGAGAUGGUUGAUGCUCGCUAUACACUCGACUCUAAUGAACCUUUGCCAACUCAUCAUCAGGCAAACCACCACAUUCUCUACAGCCAGAUUCAUCAAUUAAUACUACUUCUCUACCGCCCAAGCCUCUGUCGCUACUUGCAAGGCGAGACCACACAUGAGACCAGCACUGCUAGAGCCAAGUGUAUUGCUUCCGCCAAGGCUUCGAUUUCGAUAUUCCAGACCUUGCUCGAGUCAGCCUGCUUCAAGCCAUAUAGAUGGUAUACCAGCGGACUUGGAAGUUUCCACGCUUUCCAUGCUGCCGUCACAUUGGCAGUCAUUCUUUUGAUCCCGGAGAGCCAACCUGAAUAUCAAGACACCAAAGAUAUCUUGGAUAGAGCAUUAGAAAUGUUCGCUUCGCUCUCUGUGCGCAGUGUCUUCUCCAGCAAGGCAGUUCCUGUCCUUAGGCAGAUGAUUGACGUCGCCGCAGCAAAAUACAAUCCCAAUAAUCUCACACAUUCUCAAUUACACCUCCAAGCCCAAGCCCACAGCCAAGCCCAGGCGCAGGCUCAGCUCCAGCAAUCACAAGCAAACAUGCAAAGCCAACUUCUCAACACAGUCCAUACACCACUUUCCACUAUGUCCGUGUCAUCCAUGUCAUCCAUCUCUGCUCUCUCCCCAGUUGGACCCAUGCACGACAGCUUCGUCCUAUCCCACCCUCAUUCGCAAUCUGGCUCGCCGGUCCCAACAAUCGGGUCCACGAGCAGUGAGCCGACUAUGAUUUCUGGUCUCGGCCAUAUGCACCCGCAGAAUUGGAUGGGCCCUACAUCUGUGCCGUGGGAAUCAUUGGGCGCCCCGAUUGGAGGGUACGUCUAUGGUUCGGGUCCUUGA